Fulvia fulva is the source of this 276-nucleotide messenger RNA. RefSeq lists its product as uncharacterized. The record is from RefSeq and is a predicted model, not a curated record. NCBI's taxonomy places the organism in Eukaryota, Fungi, Ascomycota, Dothideomycetes, Mycosphaerellales, Mycosphaerellaceae. The coding region runs from base 1 to 276 and encodes 91 amino acids. The transcript has 5 exons.
AUGUCUAUUCCCACCUGGGGCGACCGGUUACUUGACACCCAUGCAGAAGCAGGUUUCCCGGUAUGCCCACAGCGAAGGCAGCCUCCCGAUGACGUCUAUAUCCGCCUGCCUUCUCCCGAGGCCGAACCGCAACAAGUCUUCGACUUCAAGUUGAAGACAACAGUAACGACUGAUCACCCAGCUGGAGUCUUCUUUUGGCUCCAGCAAGCCAGCAAUGAUUCGAAAUUGGAUCAUUCGGGUACGCAGAUCUUCCUUCGCAUCGCACCUCCGCAAUGA